ACCUGACAGCAUGACUUAAGAUUGGAAACCGCAAUCAAUAAUUGUAAGCAAUGGCUGCAGAUCUAGCUCAGGAUUCGGCCGCUCUCGCAGCGCACAUCAGCAUGCAGGACCCGGUAGCAAAAUUUUCAUUUCUUCAUGCUCUGGUGGCUGGUGGAGUGGCUGGCGUGGUGGUCGACAUCGCCCUCUUUCCAAUAGACACGGUAAAAACGCGACUCCAAAGUGAAUUGGGCUUCUGGCGUGCCGGCGGCUUCCGUGGGAUCUACAAGGGCCUGGCUCCUGCAGCCACCGGCAGUGCACCUACAGCGGCGCUCUUCUUUUGUGCCUACGAGUGCGGCAAGCAGUUCUUUAGCUCUGUCACUAAUACCAAAGAUUCUCCGUAUGUCCACAUGGCGGCAGCGUCCACAGCAGAAGUGCUGGCGUGCCUUAUUCGCGUACCUGUGGAGAUAGCUAAACAGCGAUCGCAGACUCUGCUGGGCCACAAGCAGCAGCAGUCGGCUUUCCAGAUCCUAAUGCGUGCCUAUCGCACUGAAGGACUGCGUCGUGGUCUUUAUCGUGGCUUUGGCUCAACCAUCAUGCGCGAAAUUCCAUUCAGCUUGAUACAGUUCCCGUUGUGGGAGUACUUUAAACUCCAGUGGACACCAAUAACGGGCUACGAGUCAACGCCAUUAACGGUUGCUCUCUGCGGCGCGGUCGCCGGUGGCAUUUCAGCUGGUCUGACAACUCCGCUGGAUGUGGUGAAGACACGCAUUAUGCUAGCGGAACGGGAGAGCCUCACGCGGCGUCGCAAUGCCUACAGCAUUCUUCACGGCAUUUAUCUGGAACGAGGCUUCAGCGGUCUGUUUGCUGGAUUUGUGCCGCGUGUGCUGUGGAUCACACUUGGCGGGGCAUUCUUCUUUGGAUUCUACGACCUAACAACGCGCCUGUUGGGCGCUACCAAUACUGACCCUUAAAUUAGUGUUAUUAUUGUUAUACCUAAGGCAGAGGCACAUCGAUUGAUUUAGUAUCUAAGCUGAUUUGAUGGAUGACAACCACCAAGUUGGACAAUGUGGACAAUAAAUUGUAUGGAAGUUU
This is a messenger RNA of Drosophila persimilis, 1071 nucleotides long. RefSeq names its product S-adenosylmethionine mitochondrial carrier protein homolog. The record is from RefSeq and is a predicted model, not a curated record. The coding region runs from base 51 to 950 and encodes 299 amino acids. Gene Ontology annotation, cellular component: mitochondrial inner membrane. Lineage: Eukaryota; Metazoa; Arthropoda; Insecta; Diptera; Drosophilidae. Gene Ontology annotation, biological process: transmembrane transport. The transcript has 4 exons. Gene Ontology annotation, molecular function: S-adenosyl-L-methionine transmembrane transporter activity.